AUGAAAUUAGAAUAUCUAUUAAAAAUAUGGACGCCUUGCGAGAGCUAUCUUUACAUUGAAGGAAAAUUAAAUAUACCUGCAGAUAUUACAGCAGAGAAGGGUGAAUUCAACUUUACAAAUAAUGGCUUAGCGUUUUUAUUUUCUGAAAUCCGAUAUGAAAUUAACGGAGUGGAAAUACAAAAAUUAAAAUCUCCUGGAAUAUCUUCGAGUCUUAAAGGUUUUUGCUCACUCACUCCGAGUGAAUUGAACAAUCUACAAAAUGCUGCUUGGGACGUAGAUAUGGAUGCCAGUGAUAAUAAACAUUUCAUGUUAAAUAACAAAUUCACUGGUUGUAUCCCACUCAAACACUUGUUUGGAUUUUGUGAAGACUAUAAAAAAAUACUACUCAACUGUAAUCAACAAAUAAUUUUAAACAGAUCAUCUACAGAUUUUGAUGCGAUGUACGUUUUGGCGACAAUUCCUAAUGAAAAACUUAAAAAAGUAGCCAUUGAAUUAAAUAAAACUAUUUGGAAGAUGCCCAUCAUCAGAGUUAGUGAUAAAGAAAAAAUAUAA
Molecule: messenger RNA, 552 nt
Organism: Aphis gossypii (cotton aphid)
Lineage: Eukaryota; Metazoa; Arthropoda; Insecta; Hemiptera; Aphididae
Exons: 1
Coding region: 1-552 (183 amino acids)
Source: RefSeq, a predicted model, not a curated record